AUGAACGAGCUUUUAGAAUUGGAGAUUCUGAUGAAGCAAGAGUUUGGAUGGGCUGAGGAUACCCCUGCGUCAAUGUACUCCACCUUACCGACCACAACUUCCAUCCGCAUUCUGAAAGUUCUCAAACAGCCUAAUCCAAUCGGCAAGGUUAUCUGCCAAGUCGAUAUUGUUGACUUGGAUAGUCUACCUCAAUACUCCGCACUUUCGUAUACUUGGGGCGACCCUGGAGCCAAUCCUACCGAUGUUCCGAAUCCAAAUAUUUCUCAAAAGCCUAUACACGGCAAGUACGAAAUCAUCUGCAACGGCCAUCCGGUCAGCGUAACAAAAAACUGUCUCUCCUUCCUUCACGCCAUGAUACAAUGGCAUUAUUUCCUAGAACGAGACAGGUCGGACGAUGAUUCAGAUCUGCUAAAACAGAUACCGAACGAUUAUUUCUGGAUAGAUGCCAUUUGUAUCAACCAAGGCUCACUCCAAGAGCGGUCGUCUCAGGUACGAUUGAUGGACAGGGUAUAUAGACAGGCUCAAAAGGUUGUUGUUUGGCUAGGCCCGUCCGAUUCGAUGACUGAACCAGCCGUCAAAGCCGUCUGCGCAAUAUCAAGUGUUUCAAAACGGACAUGUGAACAACUGCUGGCAAGCAGAAUGUUAGAUCCGGAGGUCUACCAGAAACUUGGAAUCCCCUUGAUCAGCAAACAUGAAUGGCAAUGUUUGAGAGCCUUAUACGAUCGCGCUUGGUUCUCCAGGUCCUGGACAAUCCAAGAAUACGUACUCUCUCGGAACACGGUCGUGUUUUGUGGGCAUGCUUUCCUCGAGAUGAAGUGGUUACGACGGGCAGCAGAGAAUACGGCAGUAAUGGGCUGGGGAUAUCAAUUGGAAAUACUUGGUACUGAGAUCGACACUCCUGACAACACAUCACUCUAUAUGGUGCCAUAUGAGAUAUGGGCGGCACAAGAACAAUCGAUGCCGACGAAUGCGAUAAGCUCCAGUUCUCACAUAUGGCAACAAGUCCAUGGUGCUAGUCUGCGCUCUGGUCUCAUCCAUCGCCACGACUCAACCUGCACGUGUAAAAUGGCACGCCAUUAUAGCAUAUAUACUCUGCCGCUACUGACCACCUUAUUGCGUGUUCAGAAUCAAGUGAGUAGGGAGCGAUGGCUAAACCAGAAUAACACGGUACCCCUCCAGGUAGUACUCCAAGUGACGCGGCAGAAUGAAUGUUCCAAUCCAGCCGACAAACUCUACUCGGUCCUUGGUCUUGUACCGGAGGCAAGCUGGCAAAAUCUCCCUAUCGACUACGCUAUGCCAAUAGCCGAACUAUAUACACGGGCGGCCUUUGUGAUGAUGCAAGCUACACAGAGCUUGAGCAUCCUCUCUUACGUUGGGGAUAAGAAGUGCCGACAACAAAAGACCCUUCCAAGCUGGGUUCCGGACUUUACAUCACCUGGCUUCAAUUCCCCACUUGAUAUUGGCUGUGGCCUCCAUUUACCUAUCACAGGCCAAAGACUAGUGAGCUUCGAUGCUUCUCGAAAUAUGCCUUUACGUCUUGGGCUACAUGAGAGCUCACAUCGCACCUUACCAGUGUCAGGUAUCUAUUACGAUACAGUACACCUAGUCACUCAAUUUGAUGUUUGUGGACUACGAUUCUUAGAGCCUCUACUGGAUGUUAUUGUUGUGGGACCCCGCGAUCGGCUCUGGAGAACGCUUCUAGCAAACGAAAGCGUGGUUGAGAUCCCCGGAGAGCAUAUCAAGCCUCCUUUUGUCGCCCAAACGAUAGAUGGAGAGGUGUUCGAGUUUCUCCUAGGUACGAUCGUAGGGGGUCUUCCUUUCGAUACUUCCCUCGUGAUGAGAACAAGUCCAGAUGAAUGCAGCGAGGAUAUCGGUCGGCGUGAAUAUGCAGUAUAUGAGAAGAUAGUCGGCCUGGAACAGAACUGCAUUCCCUAUGGUCGUUUAUAUUCCGAAAAAGAGUCGGUAUUGUUCAGUCCACUCCAAUACAGAUAUUCACCAGAGGAGGUUCUAUGCUUAAUUCAGAACUUCCUGCAGUCCCUUCAUUCCCGUAUGCAGGAUAGGGAUCUCUUCACAACGAAAAAUUGCAGGAUUGGAACUGGUAUGCGCUCAACGCAAGAAGGUGAUGAGAUUUGGGUACUAGCGGGUGGCAAGGUUCCAUAUGUCCUCCGGCCUAAGGGCAAUGCACAGUACGAGCUAAUAGGCGAAGCCUAUUUGCACGACAUCAUGUAUGGGGAGCUUGUUAAAGAGAUGGGAGAUAUGGUCAAAGAUAUUGUCUUAGUAUGAAUCCAGAGGCUAACCUGGAGGCAUGAUCUGCAACUGAUACCGGACGAUGAGAAGCAUAGGGGGCCACACUAGUAGCUUAAAUGAUACAAGGAG
Cucurbitaria berberidis CBS 394.84 is the source of this 2376-nucleotide messenger RNA. RefSeq names its product HET-domain-containing protein. The coding region runs from base 1 to 2283 and encodes 760 amino acids. Lineage: Eukaryota; Fungi; Ascomycota; Dothideomycetes; Pleosporales; Cucurbitariaceae. The transcript has a single exon. The record is from RefSeq and is a predicted model, not a curated record.